CUGGUGUCUGUUAAGAUUUGACUUCCUUUUAAAAGCUUUAUCACAUUCAGAACACUGAUAUGGAUUCUCUCCAGUGUGAAUCCUCUGGUGUUCGAUAAGACUUGACUUCAUUGUAAAAGCUUUAUCACAUUCAGAACAUUGAUAUGGCUUCUCUCCAGUGUGAACAAUCUGGUGUGUGAUAAGCUCUGACUUUGUUUUAAAAGCUUUAUCACAUUCAGAACAUUGAUGUGGCUUUGCUCCAGUGUGAAUCCUCUGGUGUAUGAGAAGAUAACCCUUCCAUCUAAAGGUUUUAUUACAUCAGAACACUGAUAUGGCUUCUCUCCAGUGUGUGAAUCCUCUGGUGUGUCAGAAGAUUACAUUUCAUUGCAAAAGCUUUAUCACAUUCAGAACACUGAUAUGGCUUCUCUCCAGUGUGAAUCCUCUGGUGUUUCAUAAGAUUACAUUUCAUUGCAAAAGCUUUAUCACAUUCAGAACACUGAUAUGGCUUCUCUCUAGUGUGGACCCUCUGGUGUGUGAUAAGUUGAUCCUUCAAUGUAAAGGUUCUAUCACAUUCAGAACACUGAUAUAGCUUCUCUCCAGUUGUGACCCUUCUGGUGUGUGGUAUGUUUUUGCCUUCAUUGUAAAACCU
Molecule: messenger RNA, 628 nt
Organism: Staurois parvus
Lineage: Eukaryota; Metazoa; Chordata; Amphibia; Anura; Ranidae
Source: the annotation of a GenBank genome assembly